Molecule: messenger RNA, 189 nt
Organism: Sphaeroforma arctica JP610
Lineage: Eukaryota; Ichthyosporea; Ichthyophonida
Exons: 2
Coding region: 1-189 (62 amino acids)
Source: RefSeq, a predicted model, not a curated record
AUGGAUUUAGACGAUAUCGAAGAUAUUGUUAGGGAAGGUGACGACUUUGGGUCGGCUGGUAGUGGGGUACGGAAGUACGUCGUUCCGCGAGCGCGCGUCACUACCAGAAAGGUACCAAUACUGUCCAAUCGUGACUACCAGAAAGCAUGUACUGUUGUCAUCAUCCCUACGCCAGACUUCUUUUCAUGA